UUCUACAGAUCACUGAUGUCGGUUCUUCUCUAGAUCUAAAUACUGGUCAGAAUGAAUGGGAGGAAUUAUCCCUAGACCAAUGUGAUAUCAAAUGUGUUUUUAUAAAGAACACGGAACAACAGUAUGGAAGCUUGUGUACAAAGUACACGGAACAACAGUAUGGAAGCUUGUGUACAAAGUACACGGAACAACAGUAUGGAAGCUUGUGUACAAAGUACACGGAACAACAGUAUGGAAGCUUAUGUACAAAGUACACGGAACAACAGUAUGGAAGCUUGUGUACAAAGUACACGGAACAACAGUAUGGAAGCUUGUGUACAAAGUACACGGAACAACAGUAUGGAAGCUUGUGUACAAAGUACACGGAACAACAGUAUGGAAGCUUGUUUACAAAGUACACAGAACAACAGUAUGGAAGCUUCUUUUAAAACGACUAGAUCUAGAUCUGCAAGUUAAAGGCAACCUGGCAACAAUGUUGUAACAUCUCAAGUCUGGCAAAUAAAAAAAAACAAAAAAACAAAGACUGACCACAAUGACUGGCUACAACACGAUGGACAGCCACUACAGUAAUCACUUUACAAAUGAAAAUAAUUCAAACCAUGUCCAUUCUGAGACUGCUGAAGGUGCACUGCUUUUUACUGUUGCAUUUGUAGGUGGACUUGGAAAUAUCAUCGCCAUGAUUGCUACUCUGGUGUGUCCCACUUUCAGGCAAAUGUCCUCAGCUUUCCUGUUCCAUCAUUGCCUCUUGGAUGCUGUCAAGUCAGUCUUCUGUAUUCCAUUUGGCUACAGCCUGCUGAUGAACCAGGACAUCCCUCACUGCCAUGUUCUUGGUGCUGGAUACAUUCUCCUAAUGACAGUAUCUGCCUACAACUUACUGGCUCUUCUAGUCAAUGAAGAGUACCAGUGCUCUUUUUCAACAGCAAGGAGCUACCACCAGAGUAGCGAUGGCUGCUGCAUUGCAUUUGGUGUUGUGAUCAUUUGGUUCAGCACAGUGCUACUCCAUCUAGGAGUGGCAUUUCUUCCAGGCACCUCAGAGUACAACAAAGAGGUGGGAAACUGUGUCUAUAAGUAUGGGAUCACCAAAAACUAUGUCAUUCAUGCACUGUGGGUAAUACUUGUGACAGGAGCAGUGUUAAUAGCUGCUGUAAGCUUUAUACACUUUUACAGAAAGCUUCGCUCCAGUGCCAAGUGUCGAAAGUGGACAUUCCUUCAUAAAUCUCUAUCUUCAUUGAGUCCUCACAAUACAAUGCAUACUGAUCAGAGUGAGGAAGUUCACUAUGAGUUUGAUGACCUGGCAUCCCAGAAAGCUCUCCUUCAAUCAAAACGCUACCUGCGCAGAAUCUCCAUCAUGAUGGGAAUGCUUAUAUCCUUUGUGCUGUGCUGGUACCCUUUGUUUUUCCUGACACUGUUAGAUGUUAACUACCAGCAACCACCACACAUCUAUCGCUUGUUGAUGAUUGUAGCAUGGACACACCCAGUAACUACCCCAAUAUUCUGUGCUAUUAUCUACUAUGACACAGCCAAAGGGGAACAAGUCAGUAAAGAUAUCUAUACCAAUGCCUUGCCCAUGAGUACUUCCAGAUCAGGGGUAGCUAUUUGCCAAGAGAUCAAUAACUUGCACAGAGCCAGCGUAGUUAUUGGUUUUCACAAUGACAAUUUCCAGUCCACACCAAAUCACGACCAGUCUAGGAAAGAUAACUACAGUGUACAUCAUGAUGAGUUGGACCUUCCCUGUGACACUAUCAUAAAUUAUAAUUCUGAAGGUGGCUGUCAGACACUCAUUUUGUAAGCAACUCACAAUGUGUAAUACAGCCAAACCAAUGAUAAGUCCAAAGAUGAAACAAAAAAAUUCUCUAACAGUAACUUCUGCUCAUCAAUUGCUAAACAACGUCAGGAUAAUAGGAAGGCCAAACAAUAUUUAUAAAUGGUGACUAUCAAAUGUUUUUGAUAAUUUUAGCAUACAAGAGAAGAUUUAUUGUUUAUCUCUAUCAGCCAAGUAUGUGCAUACAAAUAAAAUUAAUGUUUGUAUCAUUGUUCUAUGGCUAACACUUUGCACAACUUAAGAAGUUCUAUAAUAAAGAGCCAUUGCUCUGAUCUCAUUCUAACUCUCCAAGAGACUAGUGCUAACACUUUGCACAACUAAAGAAGUCUUAUAAUAAAGAGCCAUUGCUCUAAUCUCACUCUAACUCACCAAGAGACUGGUGCUAACACUUUGCACAAAUUAAUAAUUCUGUAAAGCUGACUUUGUUUAGGUUUAGAUAUGUUCGUGCUAAUUUGACGCUGAAUACAUGUUGACUGUAUUCCUAGACUUGAUAUUAAUAAUUAUAUAACAGAAAGUAUUUGUAUCAAUGUAAUCACAAAAAAAUGGAUCUAAUUUUUGUGUCAAUCAAUGAACACCUUUGAAUGAUCUCUCUAGUUCAGCGGUUCUCAACCUUUUAAGCUCGGCGACCCCUUUUUACAAUAUCCCACUCUGCCGCGACCCCCCCCCCAUACACACACAUACAGCAAUAGAAGAAUAGACAAUAAUAAUCCUUAUUUUUGAUGGUCUUAGGCAACCCCUGGCAAAUUGUCAAUCGACCCACAAGGGGGUUGCGACCCACAGGUUGAGAACCCCUGCUCUAGUUGUAAAUGAUCUGAAAACACAAAGUUGCUAUUUAUGUUUAUCUCUUUCACUUUUUAUUUCCAAAGUUGGAACGACUUUCUCAAAUUGUCAUAUAACUUAGCAGAGCAAACAUAAAUCUUUCUUAUCAUAUGUUUAUGUACAAAUCUUUAGAUGUUUCAUUUGGGCAUUGAUAUUCUUAAUUUAAAUAAUACCAAUCAUUAUAAUCAGAGUAUGUAGUCUUUUUAAACUUAACUGUACUAUUAAACUUAUCAUUCUCCUGUUAUGAACAAAAUUAGAUAAACAUUUUCUGAAUACAAUUUUUCUUCUUUAUGAUAUAUUAAUUCAAGUCUCUAAAUAUUAGUCUUCAUUCAUAGAAUGUUCUGACUGCUUGACAGUUCAGAUAUGAGACUACCAGUCCUUCUGCCACUAAAGAUCCUCAUCCUGUACAAUGAAAUCCUUUUACAAGAAUCUCCAAAGAUUAAAAAAAAAUGAUAUCUGUAUGCAAAUCGCCCCAAACAGCCACUUUUAAAUAGUCAAGAGAUUAUGUCUCACCUGCUCAAAACCACCUAAGAGUUCUAUGGUAUCCAUGGAACUGUUCAUGGGAAGAAUUACAAGAGUAUUUCCAGUUAGUUGAGCCAGUAGUUUGACCAGACUAGUUUUACCAGUUGACUGGGAACCAAGCUAAAAAUGAAAUCAAUGUAACCAGAGGACAUUAUACAUUGUUUUUUCAAUGUGUUGAGAUGUAUUAAAUGUAUCACAAAGCUUUUACUAGUUGGAGUUCAGUUGAAACAGGUUAAUGGUUUGUUUCAAAAAGUAUAAAGUAAUAGAACAAACAUGUCAUAUCAAAGUACUUAUAUAAUAAUUACUAACUUAUAGAUAAGAUGUUAAUUUAAUUUGUUAGUUGUUUUUUUAUUGUAUAUAUGCCAUUAUAUAAUUUAAUAAUAGUACAAUACACUAAGAUAAGAGAAACCAAAAAAUUGCUAUACACUAAUGAUAUUAACUGUACUCAACUUACCAGAAUGGCCAACCAUCCCAUCUCUACACAUUUCAUCAGAGAUUCCAUCUUUUCUAAAUGAUGAUGUAGUAUGACCACAGUACCAGUGGAUGCAUUCCAGAAUGGAUUCUCUCUAACCAGGAAGGAAUGUCCAACCUGUAAAGUUGUCUGUCCAAAGUGAAGCUUUCUAGAAGAUGUGUACAGUGGAUAUCUGGAGCCCAUAGUUGAUAUGUAUCUCUCUUCCAUCUACAAAUACACAAGAAACAUUCAGUGUUGAAAGAAUCUAUUUUGUGUCUGAGUCAGAACUACUUAGAGAUGAAAGCUGUGUUUGAGAUCAAUUGUUUCUUUGUAUUCUGAAUAUUUAAGUAUUUAGUAAUAACAACAAUAAAAGCUUAAAAUGUUUUCCAGAGCAAGGUCACCCUGGUCAAAUGUUCAAAGAAUUAAGUUUUGUGAAAGUGACAACACUAUAUCAUGUUCAAUAAAUU
This is a messenger RNA of Biomphalaria glabrata, 4081 nucleotides long. RefSeq lists its product as uncharacterized. The record is from RefSeq and is a predicted model, not a curated record. Gene Ontology annotation, molecular function: G protein-coupled receptor activity. The transcript has 3 exons. Gene Ontology annotation, biological process: G protein-coupled receptor signaling pathway. Gene Ontology annotation, cellular component: membrane; photoreceptor outer segment. NCBI's taxonomy places the organism in Eukaryota, Metazoa, Mollusca, Gastropoda, Planorbidae. Bases 533 to 1789 code for a protein of 418 amino acids.